AUGUCCACCGCGCUCGCCUCUCCCGAAGGGUGGCGCUUGCCUGCGGAGCGCAUCGGCUACCCGCCGGACUGUGACCAGAAUUGGCUGCUGACCAGCACGGUGGCUCCCGUUGUCAACGACCUCAUGGCCAGCGCCGUGAGCAGCAUUCUGCCGGCAGACGGCAGCGGGAGGCCUCUGCCCGCGCGGCUCUUCACAGACGGCUGGCUGCGCGCAGAGACCAAUCUCGGAGGCCCGGUAGUCGACUUUUCAAACCUUGGUAUCACGAGCCUCGUCCCCGGCGAGGUGACGCAUGCUCUUUGCCGGAACGACAGGGAGUGGUACGCGAGGCAGCCCCUUACCACCAAGGUGGCCAACGUGCGCCUGCCCGAUCACCUCUACUUUAUCGUCGCGGGGAUCGAGGCGCAGGUCUCCUUCAACUUUACCGUCAGUCAGAGGCUGCCGCUGGGCGGGCCGCUCCACAUCGCCAACGGAGCCGGCAACGCCACUCUGCGUGGCUUCCUCGGGAUGGAUGUGGACGGCGGCGCCAUCGGCCGGUGCGAGGGCAGCCUGGGCGUGCAGCCGUGGAGCAUCUCGCAGCUCCACGUCUUUGGCGUCGGCUUCUCCGACGCGUUUGUCAGGGCCGCAGUCGGCGCCGUCCUGCCGUUGCUCGUGGGCGAGAUCCCGGAGCUGCUCUGCCGCGGCGAGGCGUCGACUGUCAGCGCGCGCAUCGUCGACGAGACGGGACGGGCGCGCGCCUUCGGCGGUCUGCCAGAGCUCGCCAACGCAAAGCUGACGCCCGUCCUCGCGCCGCUCCGCGCGCUGGACCUCGUGGUCGGGCCGGAUCACCUGAAACGCGCGCGCCGCGACAGGGAGCGGCUCGCCCAAGGGCAGUCGUAUGCCGCCAUCAUCUUUGCCCUUGCUGAGAAGCGCCGAGUGGACGGAGGGUACUACCCAGCAAGCGCAAGGCGGGUGCGGCAGGCUGCAUGCGCCGCUGCAGUGCUUGGCAAAGCGCUCGAGCGGCUUGAUCCGCGGAGGCCCCGAACGGCAAUCGUCCACAACCUGGGGAGAGAAGAGCUCGGCAUUCUCACACAUGGCAAGCUGUGGCGGCUGCACCGGUGGAGGACGCCUCUAGACGGGCUCAACAACAAGAACCCGCUCUGGUCUCUCCCGUUUGCGCGGGUCAUGUACUUUGACACCGACCACCUGCCGCUCCUCACCGGCAGCGCUGAGCGGAUCGAGCUGCGGCGGGCGUCGUUCGAGCAGGCGUGGAGCGAGCCAGGCGAGCUUCGGGCGUUGGGCGAAGUCAACGCAAAGACGGGCCUACUCUGCUUCAACGGAGGGCUCCUACUGCUGAGGCCGGCGGCCGCCUCGGCGGCUCGGCUAGAGGCGGCCUCAAACAUGUCGGCACGGCUCGUCGGCACGCCGCCCUCACAGUGGGGGCGCAGGGUGGCCGCGUUCAACCAAGGGGCAGCCGUGCCCUUUGAGGGCAACCUCUCGCGCUGCUCGCACCCCGGAGGCGACCAGGUGCCGCUCAAUGCCGCCUUCCAGCACAACUGGGCGCCGCUCAACCUCACCUCGAUUGACCCCUACAGCUGUGGGUGGGCGGUGGCAGGUGGUGGCGGCGACAGUGGCGACCAGCCCGCCCGCUUCAGCCAGCUCGACGCCUACCACUCGUUCCUCAACACGCUGCCGCUGCAGCUCGGCGCCUCGUGCAACGAGAGCGCCGCCGCCGCCGGCGUCGCACAGCCGAUUUGCAAAGUACUGGUGGGAGCUGUUCCGGUCCUUGCCGAGCCGGACUCGGGUGGUGUGCUCGAGAUGGGGCGGGGGCAGUAA
Messenger RNA from Emiliania huxleyi CCMP1516, 1812 nucleotides. RefSeq lists its product as hypothetical. NCBI's taxonomy places the organism in Eukaryota, Haptophyta, Isochrysidales, Noelaerhabdaceae. The record is from RefSeq and is a predicted model, not a curated record. The transcript has 4 exons. The coding region runs from base 1 to 1812 and encodes 603 amino acids.